Molecule: messenger RNA, 1380 nt
Organism: Gigantopelta aegis
Lineage: Eukaryota; Metazoa; Mollusca; Gastropoda; Neomphalida; Peltospiridae
Product: dual specificity protein phosphatase 12-like
Exons: 7
Coding region: 297-1316 (339 amino acids)
Biological process (GO): protein dephosphorylation
Cellular component (GO): nucleus
Molecular function (GO): protein tyrosine/serine/threonine phosphatase activity
Source: RefSeq, a predicted model, not a curated record
GUUUCAUUUUUGAUGUCAUAAUUUAUGUAACUUUGGAGUUGACAGUUUUGUUAUCGUGGCAUGUUUCAAAGUCAUUUUUUUUUCACUUUGAUGUGUAGUCUUGUUAAUUUAGAUCCUUUUAGUUUUAGACAGUCACAUAAAUAGAGGUUUUCAAGAUGUCUGCGCCCAUGCUAGAAACGAUUUCAACAACGAUUGGCAAUAUUUUUGCUUCUAAAUAGGUAGUGUCAUCAACUGACAUUGUCAGUGAUUACAAAAUAAAGUAAUACUAGUCACUAAUAAAACAUUACUUUUGGAAAAUGUCGCUCUACAUGAGUGAAAUAUUUGAAAAACUUUAUCUUGGAGGCGUUGAAGCCGCCUUGGAUACAUCGACUUUGAAGACGUGUGGAAUUACACAUAUUUUGACUAUUGACGACAGACCUUUAAGUCAGGAAACCACCAAUGGCUUCAUUUCAAAGUAUGUCCAUGGACUAGACCUGCCAGAUACGGACUUAUUAACACAUAUGGACGACUGUAAUCAGUUUAUCGAAGAAGGGAGAGAUCAUGGCGGAGUUUUGGUUCACUGUCUUGUUGGAGCAUCACGAAGUGCAACAAUGGUGAUAGCAUACACAAUGUCUAAGAACAAAAUGCAACAAGAGGAAGCAGUAAACUUGGUGAAGCAAAAGAGACCUAUUGUUAAAGUGAACUGUGGUUUCCAAGAGCAACUUAAACUGUAUGAAGACAUGGGUUGUUGUGUGGACAAGACAUCGAGUAUAUUCCGUCAGUACAAGCUCGGUAAACUGGCUGCUAGAGUACAAGCAGGAGUGUACAAGGGUCCUCUUCUUGAUGAGCUGAUGUCAGAGGACACUAAAGGUGACACUGUUUUCAAAUGUAAGAAAUGCAGAUUAGCUUUAUUUAAAGAUGGUGCACUUCUGCAUCACAAAACUGGGCAGGGAGAAUCAGCAUUUGACUGGCGUGGCAAAAUGGCCGCCAAUGAGAAAAUUGCGAACGAGACUGAGAAGAAAGAGACCUGCAAGAAGUCACUAUUCAUUGAACCAGUCAAGUGGAUGAAACAUUGUACGGAAACAAUGGAUGGAAAGCUUUCCUGUCCCAAAUGUUCAGCAAAGAUUGGAUCAUUCAUAUGGUAUGGUGAACGAUGUCCUUGUGGAUCAUGGGUAGCACCAGCAUUUCACAUUCAGAGUUCCAAGGUUGACGAAUGCAGAAGAAAUUCCACAGUCACUGUACCUGCUGCUGUGAACUCCAGGAAUACGGUCCUUCCAGUGAUGACAGAGGCUGGUCCAAGUGGAAGUGUUCUUUUAGUCGACUCUGAACUGACAUGACUCCACCAAUAUCUUCUUUCAUCAGCCACUUGUACUUGAUGACAAAUAAAAGGUUUUCAUUCAA